Messenger RNA from Epinephelus lanceolatus (giant grouper), 5357 nucleotides. RefSeq names its product bromodomain-containing protein 1-like. Lineage: Eukaryota; Metazoa; Chordata; Actinopteri; Perciformes; Serranidae. The record is from RefSeq and is a predicted model, not a curated record. Gene Ontology annotation, molecular function: protein binding. Gene Ontology annotation, biological process: regulation of transcription by RNA polymerase II.
UGGGGGAAGAGAAGCUCGGGCAGCCGCUGAGCUCUGCCGCUUCUAACUGCUAAUAAACAGUCCUUAUUGAUCAGUAAUUACCCUGAUCAACGUAAUAACACUCAGAAACCGGCUCCGUCGCCCUGGAUACCUGUCGGUCACUACCAGGUUUGACUCGGUUCAGCGCGAGCCGCGGCCGCCGUUGGAUGAGCGGACUGAAUGUGGAUUUAACUACCGCUUCGCUCCGCAGGCCGCGCCGCCAUUGCUGCCGUUUUUACAAGCUGAAUUCGUGAAAAUACCGAGGGUCUGUACAGCUUCAAGAUGAAGAAGAAAAGUCGACAUCACCGACCUGCGGCGCUGAAGAGGGAUUCGUCUCCCAUCAAGCCUUCGCCCAACCGGGAGACUCUGACGUACGCACAGGCUCAGCGGAUAGUGGAGCUGGAGGUGGACGGCCGCGUGCACCGGCUCAGCAUCUACGACAAGCUGGAUGUCAUCACUGAUGACGACCCCACGGCGCAGGAGAUUAUGGAGUGCAACAGCAACAAGGAGAACAAUGAGAAGCCCCAGCAGGUCCUGGUGCGCUCUGUGCGCCUCAAAAACAACCAGCAGAAGAAGAAUGCGGCGCUCAUGGCCUCACACGGCAGCAGCGGCACACACGGCAGUACCGGCGGCCUGUUGGAGCCAAAGGUUAGAACGGUUGAAUACAACUUGCCGGUGGUGCCGAAGAGGCCGGUGGCAUAUUACAAAUACACAGAGAGGACGGCAGAGGAGCUGGACGAGGAAGUGGAGUACGACAUGGAUGAGGAGGACUACGCCUGGCUGGAGCUCAUCAAUGAGAAGAGGAAGAGCGAGGGCGUCAGCCAGGUGUCGCACAACUUGUUUGAGUUCCUCAUGGACCGCUUUGAGAAGGAGUCGUACUCAGCCACGCAGGGUCAGAGCGACCUGCAGUCAUUGGUGGACGAGGACGCCGUCUGUUGCAUCUGCAUGGAUGGAGACGGAGCCGACAGUAAUGUCAUCCUCUUCUGCGACUCUUGCAACAUCGCCGUGCAUCAGGAGUGCUACGGCGUGCCAUACAUCCCUGAGGGCCAAUGGCUAUGCCGCCACUGCCUGCAGUGUCCGUCGCGUCCCGCUCAGUGUGUCUUCUGCCCCAACAGAGGCGGAGCCCUGAAGAAGACUGACGAUGACCGCUGGGGGCAUGUAGCAUGUGCUCUGUGGGUGCCUGAGGUCGGCUUCUCUGACACGGUUUUCAUCGAGCCCAUUGACGGCGUCCGCAAUAUCCCACCUGCCCGCUGGAAGCUCACCUGCUAUUUGUGUAAAGAGAAGGGCGCAGGAGCGUGCAUCCAGUGUGACAAGAUCAACUGUUACACUGCCUUCCAUGUCAGCUGCGCCCAGAAGGCCGGCCUCUACAUGAAGAUGGAGCCCGUCAAAGAGGUGAUGGCGUCCGGCGCCACCACCUUCUCUGUGAAAAAGACCGCCUUCUGCUGCAGCCACACGCCUGAAGGCUGCGACCGCCGGCCGCUCAACAUCUACGAGGAGCCGCAUCCGAAAAACGGAGCCUGCCACAAGAGGGCCGAAAAGAGGGGGAAGUCCAGGGCCAAGGGCUGGCACAAGAAGAAGAGUAAGAGAGGCGAGCCCGAACCAGAACCAGAGCCUGAGACCCCCACCAACUCUGGACCCAGUAUCACCGCUUCAAGCUUUGACACCAUCCUGAACCAGGUGGCAGUUCAGAGGAAGCGUGCGUUCGUUGAGCGGGUGCUGAGCUACUGGGUGCAGAAGAGGCAGUCAAGGAAUAACGUGCCGCUGAUCCGCCGGUUGCAGGCCAACCCUCAGCCGCCCAAAGUCAAGCAAAAGGACCGCAUGGAGACGAACCAGGCGCUGAAGGAGCAGCUGAAGGAGUGGCACCGCCUCCGCCACGACCUGGAGCGAGCUCGCCUGCUCCUGGAGCUCAUCAGGAAGAGGGAGAAGCUGAAGAGAGAGGAGAUGAAGCUGCAGCAGUCGGUGCUGGAGGUCCAGCUGACCCCCUUCAACAUCCUGCUGAGAGCCGUGCUCAGUCAGCUGCAGGAGAAGGACCAGUACAGUAUCUUCGCUCAGCCCGUCUGCGUCAAAGAGGUUCCAGACUACCUGGACCACAUCAAGAACCCCAUGGACUUCUCCACCAUGAGGAAACGCAUCGACGCUCAUGACUACAGGAGCCUGGAGGAGUUCGAGGCAGACUUCAACCUCAUCAUCUUCAACUGCAUGAAGUACAACGCCAAGGACACGUUUUUCUACAGGGCAGGUCAGCGGAUGCAGGACCACGGAGGAGCCAUCCUCCGCAGGGCCCGAAGGGAGGCUGAGAGAAUUGGCUUUGACUUCCCCGGUGGGAUUCAUCUGCCCGAAGCCCCGAAACUGGAGCCGCCGCCGCCCUUCAGCUGGGAGGAAGUGGACCGGCUGCUGACCCCCACCUAUCGCCAGCUGACCCCACUGGAGGAUCAGCUGAAGGAGCUGCUGGAGAAGCUGGACCUGAGCACGGCCAUGAAGCACAGCCCGUCCCGCAGCAAGAGGCUCAAACUGCUCAAGAAGACCAUCAUGGAGGUUCGGAGCGAGAUUAGCCUGAAGAAGUCCCUCCAAACGCAGCCGCCUGUGGCGACUGAGCCCAGCCCGACCCCUGCAGAGUCAGAGGAGAUAGCACUACCUGAACCCCCAGCAGAGCCCUGCACACCACAGGAGGAGAAGCCUUUACCCCCACCAACGUUAGAGCUGUUAACCUCACUGACGCAGCUCGAAACCUCGCACAGCGACUCAGAGCCGCCCCCUCUGAAAGCCGUCAAAUCCAGCACGGACCAUACUCCCAUGGAGCUUGAUGGCGACACUGACACAUCUACCUCAGCGCCCACAGACGCACCCAACGGGCACCUCCCAGACCCCCUGCUCCCCAACGGCGACCUCCACACAGAAGCCUCUGGCACCUGCAACCGACGGAAUAGCGUCCUCUUCCGCAAGUCCAAGAGCACCAGCCCCCAGAAACCACUCAAGACCAAGACGCAAGAGGCACCGGCUGUGACGCUGCCGCCCCUUGGCACCAAAACCUUCCUGUCAGUGGUGAUUCCUCGACUGGAGACACUGCUCCUGCCGAAGAAGAGAAGACGCAGCAGCAGCGCUGACGGCGAGGAUGAUGAUGAGGAGUCGCCGAUAAAACGCCUCGGUACAGGAAUAGCGAACGGUUUUGUGGUGGAGGAGGAAGAAAUCUCACCUUCUCCCCGCCUGCUGGAGCCUCGCCGCCGCUGUGCCUCUGAGUCGAGCAUCUCCUCCAGUGGAAGCGUCCUCUGCAGCACGAGCACCGUCAUUGUGUCGAAAAGCGGUAAAGGACGGCUGCCGGCGGCUCGACGGAGCACCGUGGAUGACAAAAGCACUCUGAUGACCUGCAUCGAGAACGGAGAGUUCACCAAAGCUGCCAAGAUCUCUUCAGAGGUGUGGAAGCCCUCCGCUGCUUCUCCAUUUGUUCUGGAGCCUCUUAAACUAGUUUGGGCUAAAUGUAGUGGAUAUCCCUCCUACCCCGCCCUGAUCAUGGACCCCAAAGCGCGGAAGACGGGGUGUCAGCACAACGGGGUGGAGCUUCCCCAGCCGCCGCCGGACGUUCUCAGAGCCGGAGAGCGGAUGCAGUUCAGGUCCGCAGAGAAACUCUUCCUCGUCCACUUCUUCGACAGCAAGCGCAGCUGGCAAUGGCUUCCUAGAUCCAAGAUGGCUCCCUUCGGGGUCAACCAGACGCUUGACAAAAUCAAGCUGACGGAGGCUCGCUCCUCCUGCAUCCGAAAAGCUGUGCAGCUCGCCUUCGACCGAGCCAUGAUCCACCUGAACCGUGUGAGCGGCAAGCUGGAGCCGAGCGCCGGCCUCGCCGCCACGGACUGAACCUCCUCCUCCUUCUUCUCCUCUUCCUCCCACCACCUCUCCCAUCAUCCAUCUCUCCUCUUUCAGCUUUUUGUUUCGAACACCAUCAUCACAGCAGAGAUGCACAGUUUCUGCCUCAUACGCACAACAACAAACACACACGCUCAUUGUCAUGUUUACCAAUUCCUGCAAACUGGAACCGAAUCGUUUUCACGUCUCCCCGCACAUCUGCCCCCGCCCCCACCCCGUCCGAAUACUGUAGCUUGUGACGGCCAUCUAGUUUUGUCAAAGAGCUAUGCAACGAAGACGACUCGGUUAGCGGGUGCAAAAAGUUGAACGAGAAAAAAAACAAGUCAAACCUGGGCUGUGAGGACUGAAAAAUCACGGGUCUAAACCUGUUGAAUGUGUCAGAUUUGACCUCUGACCUCCUUAAAUGUGCUGCAAGACUGCUGCAACAAUCUCACUGCCAUGAAAAUGUCCAUCAGUGUGUGUGUGUGUGACUGCAGCAGCUCCUGUAAAUAUCCUGUACAAGGCCUGACACUAAUUUAUUCACUCCCUCAGUUUGUUUUGGUACAUUUGGUGUUCAGAUAUUUAUACAGUCGGAGGUGACGAUCCACUGACGGUGUCGGUGUUUCUGCUGGUGCUAUCUCUACACAGAGAAAAAAACAAACAUGCAUACUGUAAUGAACAUUUUGAUUUCAGCUCCUUUUUUUUACGGUUUUUGUAAGUUAUUGAGUUCUCAAGCUUCAAGUUCUCUCGUCUUUGGCAUUAACUUUUUGUGUGUGUUUGCAUCUUUUUUUUUUUUUUACCUGAAUGUUUUUACUGGACUACUUUUUUUUUUGUUUGUACAUAUUUAUAUAAAAUCUAUAUAGAUGCUCUCAAAGUUUAAAAUGCCUGAAGUGCAUCAUUCACACCGAAACCAAAAAAAUCUGCUGCCCACACGUUUCCCACUAAUGUGUUUGGUUUUUUUUACAGUUUGUUUUUCAGGUUUUCAGCCUUUUUGUUUGUGUGCUGUGAUGAGUUCAAAGUCUUCUGUCAAACGUCACAAAAUCAUCUUUUCCACCUGAACUGAACUACAGUCGGCUGUAGGAGAGAAGAGAAUGUGCCUGUACUAAUUUAUUGUAAAGCAGAAAAUGUAUAUGCAUUACUUUAUAGAGAGAGUAUUGUAAGAAAAAUACUACGGGCACACGAGGAGCCAGAUGUAGAGGCCCCUCCUCUUCCUUUGUUGUUACGUGAGUUUUUUUUUUUACUUUUUGGAUUGAUAGCAUUAAAUCUGAGAGGUGAGGUGAUAGUGUUUGAUGUUUUAUUUUGGCAGGGUAGCGAUGGGUAGACUUCCUGUUUUGUUUGGCCCUUGGAUGUGGAUGUUGUGUGUAAAUAGAUUUGGUACUUUAGCUGAUUCUCUGGGAAAAACCACAGUUAUAGCCAACGGGAGUGGAAACCAGCCGUCAGCAGGCCGGUGGGAUUUUUAUACUAAAACACUGAAAAAUUAAAAUAUGUUAUUGAAUCACUGA